CUAAGGUAACCGCCUGCAUGAGUGAUCCUUGUUUAAACGGAGGUACUUGUACGGAUGAUGGUUCAUAUGACAAAUACACAUGCACAUGCCCAGAAGAGUUCGCAGGGGAGCGAUGUCAAGUUUCCAAAUUUUAUCACAUUGGAUGUUUCAAUCAUGACCCAAACGCUGUUCCAGUACUGGAAGAAAGACCAAAACGAGAGCUAGAUAUCAACAAAGCCUCUGCAGCAGUUAUAAAGUGUGCAGAACUAGCCCAGGAAAACGAUUACAACUACUUCUCUGUAGGACACAGGGGAGUAUGCUACUCUGGUCCACAGGCUAACGAAACUUACUUCAAGAAAGGACCGGCCCAGACCAAGAAGAAGUGUAGUUCAGCUGGUGUUGGAAAAAAUGGAGCAGUUGUGGUGUACACAUUCGAGCCAGUUCCCUCUUACUUGCCACUUGGCUGUUUCCGUGCUGCCAAGCGAAAAAACAAAGCUUUGCGAACAAGGUACAUGAGCUUCGGCAACCAAGGGAACAAAAUCAAACAAACCACUAUUGAUCAGUGUGCACGCAUUGCACGUGCCAAGGGAUAUACGUACUUCGCCGUGCAGAAUACUGCGGAAUGUUGGUCUGAUGAAGACGCACAGAAUAGGUACAAAAUGCUGGGCGCUCAUGGAAAAUGCAAGGAUGGAGUGGGAUUGAAAGGAGCAAACAUGGUUUAUCGAUUCAACGAAUAAAGCGGCAGAAACUGCAACUGAUGUAGUUGACACCUUGAUGUCUAAUCAAAUCCUUACACGAUGGACUACUCUAUAAUGAAAUCUGCUAUAUAACGUAUUUAACAAGAACAAAACUAUUGCUUUAGCUUAUUUACGUCAGCUUCAAAGAAAAGACAUGCGUGUCUACUGGCGCGGUCAUCAUCAUCGUUAUUAUCGUUAAGAGGAAAUAAUCAUAAAGGAAUUUAAUGUAAAACGGUUGGGAUUGCUUUUUUUUAGAACAAUUAAUUUGUUAAUUAAACAAAAUUUAAAUGUUAUAAAUAAAGAGUUAUAAACCAA
Molecule: messenger RNA, 1031 nt
Organism: Orbicella faveolata
Lineage: Eukaryota; Metazoa; Cnidaria; Anthozoa; Scleractinia; Merulinidae
Product: A disintegrin and metalloproteinase with thrombospondin motifs 6-like
Biological process (GO): extracellular matrix organization; proteolysis
Cellular component (GO): extracellular matrix
Molecular function (GO): metalloendopeptidase activity; calcium ion binding
Source: RefSeq, a predicted model, not a curated record